AAUAGUACGUGAUAAUUGAGUUGGCUAACAAUAAGAUAGAAAAAUUAUAACAAUUAUAAUGCAUUAAUUUUUUCCAGGUGUGAGAGCGCAUUUGGCUAGUGUACAACGACGGUGAGUCAAGUCAUUUACCAUAUUUUAUUACGCCAUCAAUUCACACCAUUAUGAUAUGAAUCUUGCAGCAUAGCAGUUACAGCAUUAAUUAUAGCGAUUUUGCGCUUUAAAUCGACCAAGUGAGACUAGUAUAACGGUAGCGAAUGCUAUCCUUUAAGCGCAGUAACGUCAGAUAUGUCGGGUAAAAAUGUCGGGUGGUCAUCAUAUUAUACUUACCCGUAAAGAGUGAAUUUUGACAUUUAUUACGGUCACCAUUUGAUUUAGUGGCUUUAGACGUACGCUUAUUGUACCUAAUGGAAAAUUCCGUUCUUACAAUUAGUCAAAAGUAAAGGGUCUGAAAUACCUCGACGAAACUAACAAUACUCGUGUAUAUAUAAUAAUACAAAUACCGCGUGAGCUAGCAAUAAUCAAUUGGCGGAUAAAUGAAUGAACGAACGCUCGAUCAUAAGAACGGGCGAAUGAAUGGACAGGCUUGUCCUUGACAGCCGAGUGUCUGUAACCUGGCACUCUCGAAACAGUCGCCGAUCCGUUUGCUUACGCUUCAGCCUCGCCGACCCUGUAAACACUCUCCCUCCCUUUAUGUACCCUUUAUGUAUUUCGAGCCGCUGCUACGCGUAUAAUAUUUUUUCUAUUUUGUUUCAUCAUUUCGGAAAUGCUUCAAAGCAAGAAUCCAGAAAGGAUUAGAAAGUGAGAGAAGAGUUUAUACUAGUCGAGCUAACAAUGAGAUACAUUAAGAGGAUUGAAAAGCUGUAAAGAUCUGCACGUGUUUCGUGGCAGGAAAUAUUCGGCAGAAACGGCACGGUCGCGAUCAAUCACAGUCGAUCCAAGAGCACUCCUCGUGGAGUUGCGAGGCGGUGCAGCUAAUAAGAGCGCGAUAAAAUGACAUUCCCGCGUGUGUAAAUUCCAACGGGUCACAAAUAUGUGCAGCAAAGACCGAGCCGGCGGGAGCCGGCUUUGAAAAAGAAGAAGGGGUAGGAGGUGGUCACUAGCCAGCCCCCUCCCCCCCCCCCUCGCACUGAUAAGGAACUCGCGCGAUAAUAACCACCGUGCCGCACCGCGUGGCGAUUUUACAACUCCCAUACUUUUCUCUAGCAUGAUUCGCGCUGCUCCUACCACCGCGGCUCUUCGACACAAGGCACCGGCUCUCCCCUCUCGAGUCGCCACUCUGCCCGCGAUUACAGCUCGAAUUGGCCGUUCUCUCUCUCUCUUUUGCACUCUCUCCUCCAUUCUAUUUUCCUCUAUUCCUUCCGUCUCUCUGCGACUCGUUCCAUCCUACUCUUCGACCUAUUCACUCCUCCCCCCCUUCGUUUCUCCUUGUCUGCGCGUUCGUUCUCGUGGUAUCUUCGUCUCGCCUUCGUUCACUCGGGUAACUCGCCAGCAAACUCACAUCGCCUCGGCAUCGGCCAUCCGCGAAGCCGCAAUUGCUCGCUCAUUUUGCGUCUCUCUCUUUCUCUCUCUUUCUCUCUCUCUCUCUCUCUCUCUCUCUCUCUCGUUCUCCUUCUUUCUCUCUUCCCCUUUUUGUUUUACCGUCUUUUCCAGCUCUGUUCCUCUACCUCUCGUCCCGUCUCUUUUUCUCUUGUUGCUCCGUUUGCUCUAUGUACAUAAUAUACGCGAGCCUCGCUCCCAAUCAUAGAGCAGUGGCGCGACUUGUCGUACAGCCAGCAAAAGUCCGGAUCUUAAUUUUCGUCUAGUCACCGAUCGCAGUGUGCACACAGCAUCAAUCGCUCUCCUGCGCCUUCCGCGCGCGGAAACGAAAGGACAAGGCGUGAUCCUCCGUGAGGUGAGAAUGUCGUAGUCGCAGCCACCCUCGCCCUCGCCGAGUAAAGUGCCGAGUCUUUCUUAUAGUGCGAGUUCCAGAUCAAAAGACGGCUGUCGAAGGUACGAGGGACCAGAACGCAACCGAGGAUAAACGCAAGGUGAUCUCGAGAGGAGGAGUGAUCGCGAGAUGAAGAGAAGGAGCGACGACGACGGCAAACCCGUGGUCAAGUAUCGGCACCGAGAAUACGUCUUGAUCGGAUAUGUCGGGGCGACGGAAUCAGCGUCGCAGUCCACCAGGGAAGCGAUCGUCAAGCAGGAGGAAGAGGGGAAAGCAGUGGCGACGACGACGAUAAAGAGCGAGGACGUCAUCGGGCACGAAGUCGGCCAGCAGGAGCAGGAGCAGCAGCAGGAGCAGCAGCAGCAGCAGCAACAGCAGCAGCAACAGCAGCAACACUUGGCAUUUGUGGCGACCGGGGAGACUGAAGAGGAGGAUAGCGGUGUGGGCGUGCUGGAGGCGGGACAGGCGGAAAUGGAAAAUGGCGCCAUGGUUGAGCCAACCGGUGCCGAAGCAGUCGCUAUUGCGGUCGCCGCCGUCGCCGCUGCUGCCGAUGAUCGUACCGACGAAGUUGAUCCCAGCACCACUUAUACCCUUCACGAGCUCGACUAUCAUCCCACACAUAUAAUCCACGAGAGUUUUGGGGGCGGUGAUAUGAGGGAGGAGCAGCAGCAGCAACAGGUUUCACACCCGCCCCACCAGUCGCACCACCAACAGCAGCAGCAUGACGCACACCAUCAUCGUCAACAGCAGCAGCAGCGGCAGCAGCAGCAGCAGCAGCAACCUCCGCCGCCGCCACCACCGCCGCCGCCGCCGAGGCAACUCCAUCACCAACAGGCGCAACAGUAUGUUCAACUUGGGGCGAGAGAGGUCCCGGUUCCCGAGGGAGGGGAUAACCGGCACCCGACGGAGGCCUCCAUCGCGCCGGAAGGGCGCCGCUCUGGCAGUCACAUGCCUCACUCCACGAUGCAUCGUUACGGAACCGAGACGCUCUCACCAACGACGACGGACCACCAUCACCAUCAACAACAGCAACAUCACCAUCACUUAUCCGAGAUACAUCAACAUACCACUCUAGCUCCCGCUCAUCGUCAUUUGGAGGAUCCGCAGCAACAUCACCAGGAAAACGACGAGGAUGUGGAUCGAGGGGUGAGCAGCAUCGCCGUGGCCAUGAGGGGUGCACGGAACGAUUAUUUAGGCGUACUCUUUUCGAAUCUCAAUGCGUCGAGCACUACGUCCAGCAAUGGUGGCAGCAAUCAUCAUCACCAUCAUACGUCGCACCACCUGGAGGACGUAUUGUCCGAGGAGUCUUAUUUGCAACAUCAGAUCCGCGCUGGCGGAGCCCCUCCGACUAGCGGCGGUUCUCCAUCGGUGAGGACCGUCGGCGGUUCCCCGACCUCUAGUCAUAGUCCGCACGACGAUCAGGAUCUCUCGUCGCCACAUCGACAGGCCCAGGAGAGUUAUAGUCCCACUGAACAGGGCAGAUUGCAGUCUUUUACGCAUCUUACGGCUAUGCAACCACCACCGUCGGUGCAGACCAAUCACGGAUUGCAGGAAGCCGAGCGCGUGUCCGAUCAGCUGUACAUUGACUCGCUCUACACGCAUCAUGCCGCCAGUACCCCCCAUCAUCAUCAUCAGGACCAACACGACCAAGGCCCCUCCGCGCCGCAUUCGCCCAGCGGCCCACUCUCCAGUUCGUCAUUGUAUCGACCGAUGACGAGCGUCAGCGCAAUGGGUACCGCGGCUGGAACCGGAGGAACUUAUGCUCUCUCUUACAAUUCUACGGACCUGGCAUCGUCAUCUCAACUUUGGAAUGCACAAGUUACAGGUUUGAGUGCGCUCUCGAAUUCCGAGGAUUAUGGCAGCAAGCCUGCGGGCACGGUGUCCCAUCAAUCUUUACCGGCAUUUUCACAACCUUUUGGUACUCGAACGAGUUUUCGCGGUUACAGUCCGCCAUAUUCAUCCUCUCAGCAGAAUACCACCGGUACGGCCGCUGUCUCCCCCAUAGACGGCUCUUGGACGUAUGUAUCACCAACCGAUGCAUUAGCGUCACAAUACGGCACACCGUCUAGACGGCAAACUGUUAAUCCGGCGACAGCACCGACGCAAAUUAGUGCCGCGGCGAGUUUGACUGCAAUGCACAACAUCGAAGCAGAGUUCUUUACGGAGGGUCGCGAGUGCGUGAACUGCGGCGCAAUUUCCACACCUUUGUGGCGUAGAGAUGGUACCGGACAUUACCUCUGCAACGCAUGUGGUCUCUACCAUAAGAUGAACGGAAUGAAUCGUCCAUUAGUUAAACAACCACGUCGCCUGUCGGCCACGAGACGCGUCGGUCUCUCUUGCAGUAACUGUGAAACUACGAUGACGUCUCUAUGGCGUCGCAAUGCACAGGGUGAACCAGUGUGCAAUGCCUGUGGUCUUUAUUACAAGCUGCACGGCGUCAACAGGCCAUCAACCAUGAAGAAAGAUAGUAUUCAAACGCGCAAGCGGAAGCCUAAGGGUGGAAUGAAAAGCAGCGAUACGCCUCUUUCGGGCAGUGUCGCGCAAUGCACGAACAACAACAACAACAACAACAACAACAACAACAACAACAAUAGCGUUAAACUUGAAUCAGACCCUUACACCGAUCUGAGGAUGCCUCAUACCGGCGUGUCGCAAGUGACGUAUUCGACCAGUCUCUACGGUACUCCCCAAUCUUCGAACCGAAUGAUGGCCUAUCAACCGGCGUAUUACGAUCUGCUCUCGCAGCAGCAGCAACAGCAACACCAACUGCUGGCUGAGAGCCAUUCGCUGAAGAUCGAAUGUCCGUCUCCACCUUGCACCACGCGCUCACCUGGAAUGAUUUCGGCAGGUCAAUCACCUGACCAUCAUCAACUCACCUCGCCACAUAUUGUUACUCUAGGUAGUCCGUCGACCAGUCCAGCUGGACCUAAAAUUAUGCUGGACAAUGGUCAUCUCGAGAGAUCUACGGUUGUGUCGAUAUCAUCCUAAACGCAUUCCGGGAAGACGCCGGUUUUGUUUCAGAAUAUAAAUAUAAAUAUAAAUAUAUUUUAUUGAUUCUCCUUAGGGUUACAAGGCGUUUUA
Molecule: messenger RNA, 5008 nt
Organism: Vollenhovia emeryi
Lineage: Eukaryota; Metazoa; Arthropoda; Insecta; Hymenoptera; Formicidae
Product: box A-binding factor-like
Exons: 8
Coding region: 2057-4915 (952 amino acids)
Biological process (GO): cell fate commitment; positive regulation of transcription by RNA polymerase II; negative regulation of transcription by RNA polymerase II
Molecular function (GO): RNA polymerase II cis-regulatory region sequence-specific DNA binding; zinc ion binding; DNA-binding transcription factor activity, RNA polymerase II-specific
Source: RefSeq, a predicted model, not a curated record